Molecule: messenger RNA, 31378 nt
Organism: Mizuhopecten yessoensis (Yesso scallop)
Lineage: Eukaryota; Metazoa; Mollusca; Bivalvia; Pectinida; Pectinidae
Exons: 84
Coding region: 48-30851 (10267 amino acids)
Cellular component (GO): extracellular region
Molecular function (GO): chitin binding
Source: RefSeq, a predicted model, not a curated record
UGCAGUGCAGAUAGUCAGUUCCGGAGUUUUGUGUUUUCGUUGUAGAGAUGGGUGAUCAAAAGAAACAACCCUUCAAAGUUUUCGGCACUGGUCAAGAAAAGGAGUUUAAGGAAAAUUGGAGGAAUUGGAUAAAUCGAAAAAUUUCGUCGGAAAAAAGUGACACAACAAAACCCAAAUGGAUUAAAAUGUUAAUGUCGCACAAUGAGGACGAAAGUAAACGUAAAAAAAGUGAAACGGAAGAAAACCUUGAAAUAGAGGAGGAAUUCCAAAAACCCGAGGAAGUCGGUGCAUCUAAUUUUCCUAUAACGCCAGCUGGACUAGAAAUUGAGCAACCUGUUGUCGCAGAGAUCCAUCAUCACACGGAUCAGCCUCCAGAACCAUAUAUACCCGAGGAGGAAGAAAACAAUGACUCACUUGACAAUGAUUAUUUUAAUCUUUAUUAUCCUUACCCGCCAAAACAUCCGAACAAAGGAUCAAAUGACUUUGACAACAAUGCCUUUAUGCCGGACGAUGAGGACGUGAAAUCCAUUAAUAACUCUAUUCCAGGAUCACUUAUCGAAGGCAAUCCUUUGAGUGACAACAUCGAUGAUAGUAGGAGGUCAUCCUGGAGUGAACAGAACUUCGAGGAUAAUGCACACCCGGAGAAACAUCAAUGGACAAAAGUGCUUGAUCUGCGAAUGUUGGAGCAUUAUGAUGAUGGAGAUACGAAAUCCAAUGUGGAGUCUUCGACACCAAAUAAUAAAAACUGGACCAAACAGUUGGAAUUAAAGGAUGUUGUCUCAGCGUUAGCACAGGACCAGGAGUUCGAUUUCGAUGAUGGAAAGGAAUAUCCACCUUUCGGAAACAAGAACGAUUCGUUCAAUAAGGAUUUUUUCAAGCCUGCACUAAGGAACACUUACAUACCGACAUGGGGGAAAGGUUAUGGAAUGGGACUUAUGGGUGUGUUUGAGGAGGAUUUGUCAAAAUCUUCUGACAAGGAUAAAACUGAUUGGGACUCAAGUGGUAGUUACGGAAAGCGUUCCUCCUUUGGAUCAACUGCAUCGACCAAGUCGGUGGACAAAACCUUGCGAAGGAGGAACACUAUUGUGGUGAUAUUGAUGGGAAUCGCUGUAUUAGCUGCGCUGUCUGUCAUUGUUGGGAUCGCCCUGUACUUCGCCUAUCACAAAGCAAUCCUACGAGCCCAUAUCACCCUCACAAUCGACAAUCGAAAUUUCACAAGUCUGAUGAAGGACAGGAAAACCGAAGAGUUUGCGUCCAUUGGUGAACCAAUGUGCGAUGAGAUGGAGAAUUAUUUUCUGUACAGUGAAUUUUCCCAUUUCUACUUGACAUGUCAUAUCAUCAAAAUGAGCGAUGAUUCCGGAAAGGUUGGAUUAUAUUUCACAUUGGAUUUUGUGGAUAAUACCCACACCCGUGACCCUAAACAUAUUGAGGAUCUAAUACUAAGAAAGGCUGAUCGCUUAGUGCGGGAAUCAAAACUGUUUCUCGUUAUUCGUGAUUUCCUCGUGUACGUUAAAAGUAUGGAUAUAUGGGUAGAAACCAUACCGGUAACUGGCGAUAUCAAUCACCCGAAACGUCCUAAAGAUUCAUCAUGGACAAAAUCAAAUAUAAUCGACAUAACACCAACACCUACUCUUUACAAAACUAAUGUUGAAACUGCAAAGCAAUCUAACUCACUGUACACUGACAAAGUUGACGUGAUUGGUCACGCAUCUCUGUAUGUAGGCGCACAACAAAAUAUCCCUUUACUUCAGUCUGGUACUAAUAAUCCGAAUACAAAAGAACGAAACAACGCAAAGGUAAGGGCAUAUAAAACUGAUAACAAACAUCAAGGAAAUCAGCAGGUCAUCAAUGAUGGCGACACAUUUGACAAUAAUCCGUCCAGUGGAAGCACUGAUGUUUUGGAUGCAUUUAAACUUUGGAAUGGACAAGAUUUUUCGGGAUAUGCUGAACACAAAUCUAUACAUCACAAUUCGAAGAAUUAUUCUCAUAUUUCUGGAAAGGACAUUAGAAAUGAUUCUCACAAAGAUUCGUCAGUUUUGGAUGUUGACAGUUUGAAAUCAGUAGAGAUUUCUCAAUCAGUAACGGCCGUUGAUUACGGGAAAGGGAACAGAGUAACGGACACUCAUACACGGACUUCACAAUCAAAAUAUGACAUUAUUAUCCCAUCAAAAUCACUGAUCAUUAGUUCCGUUAACCAGGAUAAUAACUUUGGCUUCAAGUCUGUAACGUCAGUUCUUCCAGAUCCAUCCCCUAGUGUCACUGUCUCGAAGGAUACAUUAUUUUCAUCCGGGGAUUCAUAUCAUUUGAAUCUUAAGUCAUCACUCUCACAUUUUGUGUCACUGAAACCUUCAACUUCUCCUGGAAAUACCCAGCCACUGCCGCCGCCACCAGCAUUCAAAGAUACUUCAAUGCCAUCACUACGUAUUGAACGAGUUCAUACAUUUGACAUUCAUAUUUUACCAUCGCAACUAAUAACUGGACGACCAAUCGACAGCACUUUGGAGCAAAUAGACGGUGGUCCAAUAAACAACAUACAUGGUCGUGUUGUGAACAACCAAGACAAUGACAGAGACAGCGCUUGGUCAGAAGCGCAUCAUCAGAAUCGCGAUGAAACCAAUACUAAUUAUAAUGAUGUUUCAAAGCACUUAAACGACAAUGCAACUGACAGAUAUAACAAUAACAGUACAACUACGAGAAAUAAAGAGGGACGGGAUUCAGAUGGAGCUACGAAUAUUUCGGGUAAAUUUGAGGUCUCUCAUGAUGACAGUAAAAUAAAUGAUACUGACACUGAACACUUUAAUUCGAAUCCAGAUCGAUUAAUAAAUACUUCCUCUUCAGAUAGGCAGGCAAGUGGAUUUGUAAUUUCAAAUAAAAGAGCAGGUGGUUCCAACGCUAGUCAUUCAAAUGUGCUAGAUAGCGUGUCACAUCCAAACGGUUUAGAAGGUAGUUUAAAUAUUUCACAUGAAGUAACAGGCGAUUCUAACAGUUCAUAUGGACUAGCAAAUAGUUUCAAACAUUCAAAUGUAGGUGGUAGCUCUAACCAUUCAGAUGGUUCGUAUGGAUUAACAGAUAUUCCAGAGCAAAGAAACAGUUCAGAUGGUCAAGAACGUACUUCCAAACACUCAGCAAAACUAGCUGGUAAAUCUAACCAUCCAGAUGUUUCAGAUAGUCGCGUAAGUGGUUUGAGCAGCUCGGACAGACGUGAAGGUAGUUCUAAACAUGUUGGUGGAUCAUCGGCAGAUUCCAGCAAUUUAAGUCGAUCAAAUGGAUUUACACUAAACGCUAAGAAUUCAGAUGCUGCAAAUAGAAUAUCUGAUAGUACUUACCAUCCAAAUAGUUUAGAUGGACAAGCACAUACUUCCAAUCACGCAGACGGAAUAACGGGUAAUUCUAACCAUUUAGAUGAACCGGCUGUAAAAUCAAAUCCAGAUAUUUCAGAUGGAAAAGAUGGUAGUUUUAACCAUACUGAUGGACUAGCUGGUAGAUCGUCUUAUUUACACGGACCUGUUGGUAAUUCCGACUAUUCAAGUGGUCUAGGUGGCAGACUUCAUCAUUCAAAUGGUUCUGGAGAACAAGAUAUCAGUUCUAAACAUAUAGAUGGCUUAACUGGUAGGUCUUAUCACUCAGCUGGUCUAGGCGGUAGUACUGACCACCCAUAUGGUUCUGAUGCAAUAUCAGGAAGCUCAGACAAAUCAGCUGGACAAACUGGUAGUUCCAAGCUUUCAGAUGAACUUGCAAGUAGUUCUUAUCUCUCUGAUGAGCUAAAUGUCAAAUCUAGCAAUUCCGAUAGACAAAAUAUUAGUGUUAUCAAUCCCAACCGGACAGAUGGUAGUUCUGUCCAUCCAGAUAAUCCAGACGGACAAGGAAAUAUUGCUAACAAAUCAGAUGGACAAGUUGGUAAUCUCAAACAUUCACAUAGACUAUCGGGAUUUUCCAACUCGGAUGGCUCUGAAGGACUAGCUAGCCAAACUAAACAUCUGGAUGGUGCAGAUAGACUACCUGGCAGCAUAAACAAAACAGAUGGUUUAGAUAUAAUGGCUAGAAGAACUAAAACUCAAGAUGGUUCAGAUGGAAUAGAAGGUAGUUUUAACCACUCUGAUGGACAAGCUGGUAUUUUUGACAAAUCCAAUGGGCUGGAAAGUACUUCAAAUGGUGCAAAUAAACAAACAGACAGUUUUAAACAUUCUGCAUUACUUGCAGGAGGUUAUAAACAACCAGAUGGACCAGCGAGUAGUUCUUACCAUUCUGAUAGACCAAGUCAUUUUGGUCAUUUAAACGAUUCUGAUGGGCUAGCAAGUAGUUAUAACCACUCCGAUAGACUAGCUGGUAGUUCUUCAAAUGCAGAUAUACUUACAAGAAGUUCUACGUAUCUUGAUAGUUCAAACAGACCACCAGAUGACCCUUCUCAUGCUGAUGGUUCAGCUGGUCUAGGAGGCAGUUCCAACACUCCGGACGCUAUAAAUAGGACAGCAGGUCGUUCUGAGCAUCAUUCAGAUGGUUUGAAUGUACGAACAAGUGGUGUAAACAAUUUCGAUAAAUCAAAUCAUUCAGGUGAACUAGCUGGUACAGAUCACUCUCCAGCAAUCUCGGAAAUAACAGGUAGCACAAACUAUUCAAAUGGUUUAAGUGGCGGAGGGGAUAGUUCUAAUCAUUCAGAUGUACUAGAAGGUAGUUAUAAACUUUCAGGUGAUUUUGAUGGGCAAUAUGGUAAGCCAAAUUAUUCAGAUAGAUUAAAAGGACGUGGUAGUAGUUUUACUCAUUCAGAUGGUAUAACUAAUAGUUAUAAUCAUUCAAAGGCAACCAGGGCAGGAGUGGGUAGUUUGAAUCAUUCAGAUGUACAAGAGGGUGGACAUAAAGCUUUAAAAGAUUCAGAUUGGCUACCUAGUGACUCCAAUUAUUCCGAUGGAUCAAAUGGUCGUGUGAGUAGUUUUAAUCUUUUAGACGGACAAGCAGAUGGUUAUAAAAUUUCAGAGGACUCAAAGGGAGUUGCCGGUAGCUCAAACAAUUCGCGUGUCUCAGAUGAACAUGCAAGUAGUUCCGAUCAUAAAAUUGGUUUAGAUCGGCUAGCGGAUAGUUUCAAUGAUUCAAACGGACAAGCAGUCACAUCUGAAUACCUAGAUCGUUCCAAUGAACAUGGAAGUAAUUCCACGCAUUCUGGUGAUUUAGAUAUACAAGCAAACAGUUCUACUUUCCCAGGUGGCUCAGGUGGACCAACAGGUAGUUUCAGCAACCCGAUUGAUUCAGACGGACUUACUGGUAGUUCCGACAAAAUAAAUGGUUCAAUUGGAUUUGCAAGUAAUUUAAAUCUCCCAGAUAACUCAGAUAGAAGAGCUGAUAGUUCCAAGCAUUUAGCUGGCGAUUCAGUUAAUUUAGAUGGACUAGUUAAUAAUUUCAAAUAUUCUGAUGCUCAAGCUGGAAGUUCUCCCUAUAGAGAUGGAGGUACAGGAAAAGCUGCACAUUCUGAUGGUUCAGAAAGUCCGAAGCAUUCCGAUUUGUUAACAACCAGUUCUAAGCUGCCUGAUAGUUCAAAUAGAUCAGAUGGUACAUUAAUUCAAUUAGGUAGUUCUGAUGGACGAGCAGGUAGUUCUGUACCUCGACAUGGAUUAACAGGAAUCGCUAUGCCGUCUGAUGACUCAUAUGGACACGCUGGUAAAUCAAACCUCUCCGUUUACUCGCAUGGACCAAAGGAUAGUAUAACACUACCAGAUGGAGUAGGCUCUACUAAUGCUGAUAGUACAGAUAGACAAGAAAUAAGUUCUAAGAAUCAAGAUGGUGAAGCAGCUAGUUCAAACCAUCCAGAUAUUUCAGAUGGACUUGCAGCUCGUUCUAAUUAUUCUUACGGUUUAGAUGGACAAGCAGUUAGUUCUAAUCAUUCAGAUAACCCAAAACGACUAAUAAAUAGUUCGGAACAAUCAGAUGGUAUAGCAGAUAGCUUUAUACAUACAGACGGUAACAACGAAACUGAUGGAAUCAUCCAUGGAAAUAGUAGGAGGAAACCUAUUCCGCGGGCGUCUGAACAUGGGCCCGCUGAUGCUGUUGAUCCUUUUCUGAACAGCUCAAUUAAUGACAUUUUUAACAGCACAAUUGCUGGCAAUGACACACAACAAAACAUCAUGCAAAAUAGUGGUAACAGAGUGGAAACAAAUGCAAAUGAAACCAGCAAAGAUGCUGUAAUAGACGUGUCAAAUAAUAAUAGUUCACCGUUUUCUGAUGGUGAAUUCAGAAAUAGUUCCAAGCAGUUAAAUAUAACUGAAAACGACAAACGUCGGGAUGGCAAAGACGGCCACAACUAUAAUCCAGAUGGUAGCAGACAUGGCACUCUAGUCGAUGGUUUUGAACAAGCAUUUAAUGGAAAUGUGUUAGCCAAUGUUCAGAGAAACAAAAAUGGGAGUUUACAUCAGCAACUUGCAGCAAAUUACAUCGAAAGAAUGUCCAAUGUAUCAACGGAUACUCCUCCAGAGAUUUUUUAUGAUAAAGGGAAGAAUAAAGAAAAUGAUGAAACUUCGUUGCUAAACGACUCUUUGACCACAAUGACAACCACCAGUGGAUUGGAUGAUGACAGUUUUCUUACAAAAGGUGGUUAUUUGAAAAAUGUUGGAGAUGACAUCGGAAGAGAUGAGAGUAAAAUUGAUCCUGGUGGGAAUAUUAAGGGUGAUGUGACGAAUGUAACUGAAAAUGAUUAUAACGUUCAUAACGGUACAAAUCAACAAAAGACAGAUAAUGUAAAACGUUUAGAACUUCAUAAGAAAAAUUAUGAUUUUCAAGUGGGUGGUGAUAGUGCAAUAAAUAUAAGAAAUGCCACAAAUUCGACUGAUCAAACAUUCAGUGAAACCAGCGAUGAACUUGGUAAAAUAACAAAAUAUUCAAAUGGAACAAUCAGAUACAAUGGUUCAACUGCCGGGGAAUUCGAUAUAAAUGAUGUUCAAACGUCAUCUGCUGAAUACACAGGGGACCGAAAAUCAAUCGCGGAGAAAACAUUUCACAACACCAACAUAACGUUAGGUAUUAGUGAGAAUGAACAAUCUAAUACAUAUAAUGGGUCAAAUGGUGGUUCUGACGCUGCAAAGUAUAACCAGACAGCUGAUGCAACUAACACUGAAAAUAGACACGAAAGCACUACACAAUUAUCACACAUAAACCAUGGUUUUGGUACCAAAGAAACAAGGAGUGAAUUGAAUGGGUCAGGAAAGACGUCUGAUAAUGUAAAUGAAAGCCUGCUUAAUAACGGAACUAUCUUUGGAAACAAUAAUAGCACAUCAAGUGAUGAUAUGAACAGUAAUCAACAAAAAACAAAUGAAACUACAAGCAGCGUGGCCUCAAACGAUAAACAUGCUGGGAAAGGAGGAACAGGCUACUCAGGAAAUCAGAACAACACAUUUGCUCAUAAAAAAGGUCUAGGAAAAGAAGGCGUCAAUGUCAACAUCACAAUAAAUGAAUCUGACAGACACAGUAGUAUUGGCCCAGGUGCAAAUGACAAAAUGAAUGAUACAUCUAUAUUAGAUAAUAAAACAAAUAAUAAGAAAUUUGGAAAUGACAGCGAUAUGGUAACUGGUAAUGUAUAUUCAUUAGAUGGUGUCAGUGGAGCCAACUCUGAUACUAAAAUAUCAGGCAAUGCUGAUGUUAGUGAAAGUUACAAUGCUGGUGAUAAUCGUAAAGAUCAAACGAUAAACAGUGGAAUGUUUAAUGAAGAUACAAGAAAUACAUCCUCAGAUGGAAUGUCUACGAAAUUAAAUGAUGAAAUUUACAAAAAUGUGGAAAUGCCUAAAUCAAUAGGCAGUAAUGAAACAAAUAUUGAAACAUCCGGGGACAAGAGAAAAGAUAAUCUAAAGGACGACAGUAAUACGCUAACCGACAGCACAUCAGUGUCAAAAAAAGUGUUUACUGCAAGUGAUGUUAUGCAUGGAACUGAUAGAACUAAGAGUGGUGGACUGGGUUCGUCUAAUACAUCAAGCUCACCAUCAGAAAACGAAACGAAUAACAAGCAACCUCCUUAUGACUCUACUUCAAAGAAUAGCUAUGGAAGGACCGAUGCCACUGUAAACGGACUUAGAAAUGUUAGCACGGGAAUGAGACCCGCUAGUCUAAAUGAGUUUGGGCUCCAUAACACUGACGCUUUACAUUAUAAUGGCUCAUCAACAAGAGGGCAAACAACAUCAGACAGUGAGCAGUUCCGUCAAGAUCAGAAAUUAGGUACGGAUAGGAAACAAAACAGAACAAUGACUGGACAAGAUGUUUCAAAUCCUAACAGAACUAAUAGCAUAACUAGCGAUAGUACCAUUCUAGAAACUAAUUUGCAAAAUGGUGAUUUUCAAGGAGCUGGUGAUAGAGCAAGCAAUUCCAGAAAUGACACACAAUUUUCCGAUCAAUCAUUUAGUGUAAUCAGCGAAGAACUUGGUAAAAAAACAAAAUAUCCAAAUGGAACAGUAGGAUACAAUGGUUCAACUACCGGAGAACUCGAUAUAAACGGUGGUCUAACGUCAUCUGCUGGAUACACAGGGGACCCUAAAUCAAACGCGGACAAAACAUUCCACAACACCAACAUAACGUUAGGUACUAGUGAGUAUGAACAAUCUAAUACAUAUAAUGGGUCAAAUGGUGGUUCUGACGCUGCAAAGUAUAACCAGACAGCUGAUGCAACUAACACUGAAAAUAGACACGAAAGCACUACACAAUUAUCACACAUAAACCAUGGUUUUGGUACCAAAGAAACAAGGAGUGAAUUGAAUGGGUCAGGAAAGACGUCUGAUAAUGUAAAUGAAAGCCUGCUUAAUAACGGAACUACCUUUCGAAAUAAUGAUAACACAUCAAGUGAUGAUAUGAACAGAAAUCAACAAAAAACAAAUGAAACUAAAAGCAGAGUGGCCUCAAACGAUAAACUUGCUGGGAAAGGAGGGACAGGCUACUCAGGAAAUCAGAACAACACAUUUGCUCAUAAAAAAGGUCUAGGAAAAGAAGGCGUCAAUGUCAACAUCACAAUAAAUGAAUCUGACAGACACAGUAGUAUUGGCCCAGGUGCAAAUGACAAAAUGAACGAUACAUCUAUAUUAGAUGAUAAAACAAAUAAUAAGAAAUUUGGAAAUGACAGCGAUAUGGUAACUGGUAAUGUAUAUUCAUUAGAUGGUGUCAGUGGAGCCAACACUGAUACUAAAAUAUCAGGCAAUGCUGAUGUUAGUGAACGUUACAAUGCUGGUGGUAAUCGUAAAGACCAAACGAUAAACAGUGGUAUGUUUAAUGAAGAUACAAGAAAUACAUCCUCAGGUGGAAUGUCAACGAAAUUAGAUGACGAACCUCAUCAAAAUGUGGAAAUGCCUAAAUCAAUACGCAGUAAUGAAACAAAUAUUGAAAUAUCCAGGGACAACAGAAAAGGUCUUCUGACGGACGACAGUAAUACGCUAACCGACAGAACAUCAGUGUCAAAAAAAGAGUUCACUUCAAGCGAUGUUAUGCAUGGAACUGAUAGAACUAAGAGUGGUGGACUGGGUUCGUCCGAUACAUCGAGCCCACAAUCAGAAAACGAAACGAAUAACAAGCAACCUCCUUAUGACUCUACUUCAAAGAAUAGCUAUGGAAGGACCGAUGACACUGUAAACGGACUAAGAAAUGUUAGCACGGGAAUGAGAAACGCUAGUCUAAAUGAGUUUGGGCUACACAACACUGAUGCUUUACAUUAUAAUGACUCAUCAACAAGGAAGCAAACAACAUCAGACAAUGAGCAGUUCCGUCAGGAUAAGAGAUUAGUUACGGGUCGGAAACAAAACAGACCAAUGACUAGACAAAAUGGUUCAGAUUCUAAUACUAACAAAACUCGUGACAGUACAAUUGCAUCUUUUGCUGCUGAAAAUGAAAACGCAGGAAACGGGUCAGAUAGAACAUACAACAAAAAUGCAUUGAAUCCUGAACAAACUGACAAAACUGAUAAACUAAACCAAGUUGAACAAUACAAAUCAACUGAUGAGUCUGGUAGAUCAGGUUUGCAGGAAACAGUGAGUACGUCUACAGAAUCAACUAACGAAAUAACCAGUGCCGAGGAGGAGAACAAGUAUACAGAAAAUACACAAAACGACACUAGCUUUUCAUUAACAGACACUGACAGAUUUGUUGGCGGACGUGAAAACAUGACAAAUGUAAGAAGUGGCGACGGCUUUGGACGCACUGCUGAUGAUAAUUCGCGGGGAAAUGCUGCUUUUGAUAAGGCGAGUGGUAAAGACAAGAAAACCUUAAGAAACAAAAAAGAGCAGUUCAAUAAUUUAAUUACUGAUCAGACGAGUGUUUCUAAGACGAACAUUACAAAAACAUUAGAAUCUCAAAGAGUUGAUGGUCGACCAGGCAAUAUAGGGAAUGAUACUAAUUCUACCAAUCAAAAACAAGGUGAUGAUGGUAACACUGGUAACCGCGCAUUUUACCCAAAUGGAAGUUUGGAACACAAUUCCACCACUACCGGGCGGUUCGAUACAAAGGGUAACCAUGGAAACGAAAAUAUCGGUGGCGCAUUGGAGCAGGUAUUUGCUAACAGCACUGAUUUGAAAAUGGAUUCGAACACAGACUAUACAGGAGGACUCGAUUCAAAUACAAACGAUGGAUUUAUCAAAAGUGGUACUGGUGGACCCGACAAUGCAACUGAUGGUUCAGAUUCGAAUGGUAAAAACAUCGGUGUCAUCGAUAACACAUUGGGUAACAAUGAACAAUAUCAGAAUGGGACGGUUCGGUACAAUAAUACCAGCAUUAUUGAUGUGGUUCACGCAAACCAUGACCAGAACAAAACUAAAGGACACAAUGAUUUCAGAAAUAAAGAAAGCCCAUUAAAUAACCUAAACCUAACCUUUGAUAAUAGUGAGUAUGCAGAAUCAUUUACACAAUCAUUAAUUAAUCCUAAUGCUUCAACUGGUGGUAGUACAGUUAGGGACAAUAACAUGACAGCUGACGUCACUAACAUCAAACAUAAUGAUGAAAACAUUAUAGCUUCAUCAGUUUCUAGUAAUGGACUCAAUGAUAACCAGAUUUUUUCAGAAAGUAGUUCCAUUGAUUCAAAGAGUAACCUUACAAAAAACGCGACUGGUUACACAGAAAUGAUGAAUAUAAUAGUUGGGAGUAAGGGUGAAUUUGAGACUGAUCGAAAAGCGGUAGGUUCAGAUGACAAACUGCCUACUAAAUGGUCAUCAUUAUCAGAUAUUGAAUUGAAUAGUAACAAAAAUUGGAAUGACACUAAUUUGAGAAAAGUUGAUGGCAAUACCGUCAAUGAUAUAAAUAAAUUAAGCAACGGCUCCAAGGGAGUAGAUAGUGGUCAAUUAAGCGAGGUCCGACUUGAUAAUAAUAGUACAAAAAGACAAUUUAAACCAUCCAUGGGCAAUGUCCUGUCAAUAGGAGUUACACAAAUAGAUGAAGUUCGUAUCCCUAACGGAACAACACCAACUAAAUCAGAUUCUAACAACUCAAAGUUUGGAGGAAUCGACAGUGAAAAAGUAUUAUCGCUUAACCAAUCUGAUACUGGGUAUGUAACUGAUAGUAAUGUUUCUCAGAAAGAUAAUUCCGGUUUGCAAGGAAUGUUUAAUUCGAUCGAAGAUGCAUACGAAAUAAAGGACGUCGGAAGAAAGAAGAAGAAAGAAGAAGAGAGUAUGUUGUUCAAAGCGACAAAUGAUACCUCGGUUAACACUGGCGAAUAUGCUGACGUAAUGCUGCCUAGAAUUGAUAAUAGGUCAAACGCUGCACGUGACAUCGGCCUUAUUAACACUGGUUUUCCUUCUGGUGAAAAUGCAUAUGGUGAUAUGGAAAGAGAUAUAGAAAAAGAACAUAUCAGUAAUGUUAUAGAUCAUAUACAAACUAACGAUACUGAGCUGAUCAUGAAUUCGAACAAAGACCAUGAAUAUGGAUCGGACACAAAUGGAAACAAAAGAUAUAUGUAUAAGGUAAGUGGAGGACCUGACAUUACGACUGACCCUUCACAUUCGAUAGGUCAUCAUAUUGCUGUUACAACGACAAUUGGCAAUAAUGAACCAUAUCAGAAUGGUACAGUUCGAUACAAUGGUAGCGUAAACAUGGGUGUGUUUCAUACAAAAGAUGAUCAAGACCAAUCUUAUGUACGUAAUGAUUUCAGAAAUAAAGACAGCUCUUUUCAAAUCCUAAAUUUAACGUCUGAUAAAAGUGAGUAUGACCAUUUAUAUACGCGUAAUGCUUCAAGAGGUGAAAGUGAUGCAUGGAACGGUAGCAUGACAGCAGACGUCAAUAAAACAAUAGAUGGUUAUGAAAAUAAUAGAGAUUCAUCACAUGCAAAAAAAGACAACAAACAUUUAAAACAGAUUAUUUCAGAUAGUAGUUCAAAUGAUUUGCAAAACAUACCCAACGAAAAAGCAACUGCCAUUAUGACCAAGGGCAAAUACAUGUUUGGAACUAAGAGUAAGUUGAAAUUCAAACAAUCCGGUGUCGACUCGUCCAGUAAAGAAAAUGGUUCAGACACCGAUGCAAAAGAUGCAAGUAGUUCUAAAUAUUGGAAAGGAAAAAACACUGGCGGAUUCCUUGCUGAACAUGACACAACAGAAGACAUACUCUUCAGUAAAUAUGAAUUGAGCAAUGGAAAUGGCUCUCUACCAGAAAACAUCAACCCAUCAACUGAUGACCAAAAAGGGUCAUUGGAAACAUAUCAAGGACAUUCGAACACAACUGGCGAAAACGACAUGCCAAAUAGCACACUUGAUAGAUUGGAUGUGUAUGGGUCGAAGAAUAACACAUCAAGUAAUGUAUCGAUGAUUUAUCAUAACAACGCGGAUAACACCGGUUUAAUAUCCGAUCUGAGUCAUCAGCAAGGUGUACAUGCUACUCCUUUAAGGAAUGGUAAGGGAGACUCAGUGGAUACUGUAAGUAGUGCUGACGAUCACACUACAGGAUUAGCGAGCGAAGAUACCCAGAUUGGAAUCACCGGGGUUAAUGCAGAUAGGGAUGCUAAAAGAGGUCAUGCGAGGGGGAACGAUCACCAAAACAUCGAAUACACGAUGAACGAUGUUGAUAGUGUAAGCACAAAGUCUUCAACGAAUAAUUCGAAUAGAUUUAACGCAAGUGCAACUCAUGGAGGUCUUCAUGGAGCUGACGAUGAACUAGUCAGUGUAUUAAUUGGCACAAAGGUAAUCCAACAAAUCCCCGGUAAUGUCAGAGGCACAUCUGAUAAAAGUGAAUUACAUCCAAAUGAACCGUUAAGAUAUGAUGAUACCAGUCAUACAAAUAAGAGCAUAAAAGGAUCUGCAGCCGUCAUAAACAGUGCUAUUUCUGACAACAGCAAUACGGGACUAGCUAGCAAUAAUAUCAACAAUGACACAUCUAAUCAAACCGGAGUGACAUCAAUCACUACAAACAAAACAGACACAUAUGAUCAAACCGGUGAGACAUCAAUCAAUAUUGAUCAAACCGGAGUGACAUCAAUCAGUAAAAACAAAACAGAGUCAUCGGAUCAAACCGGAGUGACAUCAGUCAAUACAAACAAAACAGACACAUCUGAUCAAACCGGAGUGACAUCAAUAAAUAAAAACAAAACAGACAUAUCUGAUCAAACCGGAGUGACAUCAAUCAAUACAAACAAAACAGAGUCAUCGGAUAAAACCGGAGUGACAUCAGUCAAUACAAACAAAACAGACACAUCUGAUCAAACCGGAGUGACAUCAUCUGAUAAAACCGGUGUGACAUUAAUCAAUACAAACAAAACAGAAACAUUUGAUCAAAUCGGAAUGACAUCAGUCAAUACAAACAAAGCAGACAAAUCUGAUCAAACCGGAGUGCCAUCAGUCAAUACAAACAAAACAGACACAUCUGCUCAAACCGGAGUGCCAUCAAUCAAUACAAACAAAACAGACACAUCUGAUCAAAUCGGUAUGACAUCAGUCAAUACAAACAAACUAGACACAUCUCAUCAAACCGUAAUGCCAUCAAUCAAUGAAAACAAAACAGGCACAUCUGAACAAACCGGAGUGCAAUCAAUCAAUACAAACAAAACAGACACAUCUGAACAAACCGGAGUGUCAUCAAUCAAUACAAACAAAACAGAUACAUCUGAUCAAAACGGAGUGCCAUCAAUCAAUGAAAACAAAACAGACACAUCUGAUCAAACAAGAGUGUCAUCAAUCAAUGCAGAUAAAACAAACACAUCUGACCAAACCGGAGUGACAUCAAUCAUUACAAACAAAACAGACAGAGCUGACCAAACCGGUGUGACAUCAAUCAAUACAAACAAAACAGACACAUCUUACCAAACCGGAGUGACAUCAAUCAAUACAAACAAAAAGGAUAGAUCUGAUCGAACCAGAGUGACAUCAUCUGAUCAAUUCGGUAUGACAUCAGUCAAUACAAACAAAACAGACACAUCUGAUCAAACCGGCAUGACAUCAAUCAAUACAAACAAAACAGACACAUCUGACCAAACCGGUGUGACAUCAAUCAAUACAAACAAAACAGAUACAUCUGAUCAAACCAAAUUGACAUCAAUCAAUACAAAUAAAACGGAAAGAUCUGAUCGAACCAGAAUGACACCAUCUGAUCAAACAGGUAUGACAUCAGUCUAUACAAACAAAACAGAGUCAUUUGAUCAAACCGGAAUGACAUCAAUCAGUAAAAACAAAACAGACACAUCUGAUCAAACCGGAGUGUCAUCAAUCAAUGCAAACGAAACAGAGUCAUUUGAUCAAACCGGAGUGACAUCAAUCAAUGCUGAUAAAACAGACACAUCUGAACAAACCGGAGUGGCAUCAAUCAAUACAAACAAAACAGACACAUCUGAUCAAACCGGAGGGCCAUCAAUCAAUGCAAACGAAACAGAGUCAUUUGAUCAAACCGGAAUGACAUCAAUCAAUGCUGAUAAAACAGACACAUCUGAACAAACCGGAGUGGCAUCAAUCAAUACAAACAAAACAGACACAUAUGAUCAAACCGGAGGGCCAUCAGUCAAUACAAACAAAACAGACACAUAUGUUAAAACCGGAGUGCCAUCAAUCAUAGCAAACAAAACAGAGUCAUCUGAUCAAACCGCAGUGACAUCAAUCAAUAUUGAUCAAACCGGAGUGCCAUCAAUCAAAUCAAACAAAACAGACACAUCUGAUCAAACCAGAGUGCCAUCAAUCAAUACAAACAAAACAGACACAUCUGAUCAAACCAGUGUGCCAUCAUUCAAUGCAAACAAAACAGAGUCAUCUGAUCAAACCGCAGUGACAUCAAUCAAUAUUGAUCAAACCAGAGUGCCAUCAAUCAAUGCAAACAAAACAGACACAUCUGAACAAACCGGAGUGGCAUCAAUCAAUACAAACAAAACAGACAAAUCUGAUCAAACCGGAGUGCCAGCAAUCAAUGUAAACAAAACAGACACAUCUGAUCAAACCAGAGUGACAUCAAUCAAUACAAACAAAACAGACAAAUUUGUUAAAACCGGUAUUAUAUCAAUCAAUACAAACAAAACAGACACAUCUGAUAAAACCGGAGUGCCAUCAAUCAAUACAAACAAAACAGACACAAAUGAUCAAACCGGGGUGACAUCAAUCAGUAAAAACGAAACAGAGUCAUCUGAUCAAAACGAAGUGCCAUCAAUCAAUACAAACAAAACAGACAGAUCUGAUCAAACCGGAGUGCCAUCAGUCAAUACAAACAACACAGAGUCAUCUGAUCAAACCAGAGGGACAUCAAUCAAUACAAACAAAACAGACACAUCUGAUCAAACCGGAGUGACAUCAAUCAAUAAAAACAAAACAGACAGAUCUGAUCAAACCGGAGUGUCAUCAAUCAAUACAAACAAAACAGACACAUUUGAUCAAACGAGAGAGACAUCAAUCAAUGCAAACAAAACAGAGUCAUCUGAUCAAACCGGAGUGACAUCAAUUUAUACAAACAAAACAGAGUCAUCUAAUCAAACCGUAGUGCCAUUAGUCAAUACAAACAAAACAGACAAAUCUGAUCAAACCGGAGCUACAUCAAUCAAUGCAAACAAAGAAGAUGCAUUUGAUCAAAUCGGUAUUACAUCAGUCAAUACAAACAAAACUGGCACAUCUGAUCAAACCGGAGUGACAUCAAUCAAUACAAACAAAACGGACAGAUAUGAUCGAACUAGAGUGACAUCAUUUGAUCAAACCGGCAUGCCAUCAGCCAAUACAAUCAAAACGGACACAUCUGAUAAAACCGGUGUGAUGUCAAACAGUACUAACAAAACAGAGAUAUAUGAUCAAACCGGUGUGACAUCAAUCAAUACAGACAAAACUGACACAUCCGAUCAAACUGGUAUGACAUCAAACAAUACCAACAACACUGGCACAUCUGAAAAAACAGUUGUGACACCAAUAAACACAAGCGAGGACUAUAAACCCGAGCAUCAAAACAAACUACCGUAUUAUCAGCACGAAACAACUAAUAUUAUUAAUGAAACUUACAAUAUUAAAGGUUUCGGUAAAAGUAUCAAAUAUAAAUUAAAUGAGCUAACUUCAGCAAGUAAUGCUCCGGAAGUCACGACAUAUGUUAACAAAACUAAAAUCACCAGUAACAAAAAUGAUUCAAAGCCAUUAACUGUUAAGGAAUCUGAGGUUGAUAAUGCUGUAUCAACAACGGACACUUUUGUAUCGAGAACAGCAUUUAGACAAAACGACCAGCCAAAAGAACACGAUGGUGUCAAUGCGACAAGAACACGAAAACAUGGAUCAGAGCAAUUGUCAAGUCUUCAGAAUGUGUCUACAAAUGAUUCUGUUAAUAGCAUGGAUGGACUAAAAAAAGAUUAUGAGAAAUCUCAAUCAGAGAACAGUAAGAAAUAUGAUAGAACAUACACACAUGGUCAAGGUAUACGUCUAGAAGGCAUUAAUGUGAAUGUUCAUGACGUAAACAUAUCCGAUGCUUUGAUACAGUCAUUGGAACGUGGAAACAAUUUACCAGGUAUGCUUCCUACUAUAACAUUAGUUAAAGAAGUACCUACUACCACUCGUAAACCAGGUACAGGCACAGUAGAUACUAAGCAAAACUUUGCGACAAGUGUCGUCGGAGAAAAAAGCUCAAUAGAUAAAUUGUAUAAUAAAGAAAGUACAACAGGCAACUUGAUAAAGACUGGAAGUGAGAUACUUCUUGAAACUACACCAAGUAUUAUAAUGGACACCACAGAUAAAUCCAGCAACCGAGGAACCACUGCAAAUGUAAUGGAAUCCGCCACAAAUUUGACUGAUCCCAAAAUGUCGACAACUGAUAAUUUCAAUAAUAUAUUUAGAGAUGACAGGAAAACAAUUUCAAAAGAUAACUUCAAGGGACGCAAACCCUCAAGGAAUGUAACAUCUGAUAAUUUAUUUGGACAUAAUGAGGUUUCAAAUACUCAAUGGAAUAGUGAUACAAGAGAUGGAUCUGGAAGCUUGCAUACAUCUAUAGAAAACAAAACAGAAAAUGAAAAUAUGAUUUAUGAUGACAGUGUUGAUGGUUUUGGUAUGAAUUUAACGCGAGCAGAUGCGGAACAAAAUGAGACUCAAAAUCAACUUUUCGAUUUACGAAAUGUUCAUUUUAAAUCCUCGAGUGAUCGUUUUGUACUUACAAACCAACCAGUGGAAUCAAAUGAUAUACCUUACGAUGGUCAGAAUAUUUCACUCACUUCGGUUGCAACACAUUUAAAGGAUAACAGCUAUCAAUCCACACAUAUUACAAUUGGAACACAUCCUAAAGUCGGCGGGCAUUCGUUUGGAGCUGAUAUUGGACCUGAUUAUGUUUUCAACUCAACCAACAUAGACUUGAAUGUAUUGGACAAUAAUGGUACUAGUACAAUAAACACAAGGUUCAGAAAUGCCGUAAAAGUAGAAAAUGAUACUGAAGAAGACAUUACGAUGAACAGAGCGAUGUUAAGUGGUUUUGACUUGAACAAACAGUUAAACGAUACCAUGGAAGUAUUAUUGGGAACUACUCUGACCUCACCUGAAGUGCAGACCAUGGGCCAGAACGAACAUAUCAAUAUUAGUUCUGAUACUCUUGAUGCUGGCAAUGUCACAGUCGAAAGCAUUGUUAACCGCACUGAACCUUGGAACUAUAUAAACAAUGGAACUAAUGACGUAAAUAUAACGGCUUCCCUUGAUGGAAAUGGUACUGACAAGGAGAAGUUUACGUUAAAUGACGUAAAUGUAGAUGUUAUCAUAACUACUGACAUACCUACACUUUCCCCGGAGCAGUUGGCGGACCCGAAUAUUACGGCUUCUUCAUAUAGUACAACUACCGAUCCAAUUUCGAACUUCAGUACUCUAGGCCACAGCAAUAGGUGCACACCGGACGACCCUGGAUCAUGCGCAACCGAAGCCGACCUGAAAUGUCUAAAGACAAAACUGACAGAUGACUACAGAUGCCAGUGUGACGAAAUGGAAUUCUGGAAUAAGGAAAGCUGUAGACCUCGUGCUGCCUUUAAAGAAGAAUGUCUUCCUGACUUUUACGAGAGCUGUCAGUACAAACCUGAGUUGAAAUGUGUCAAAUCUAAUAACGCUGAUAUAUAUACUUGUCAAUGCGGAGAAGACGAUAGUGUCUACUGGGACUCUGUUGUCAAAGAAUGCAAACCAAGACCAAACCAUGAUGAGCAAUGUCAACCAGAACUUCAAAACGUCUGUAAUCACCAUCAUCAACUCAAGUGUCUACCUACGACGGCAUCGCAUAUCCACACGUGUCAAUGCGAAAAUAGGGAUGAAACUUACUGGGAUUCCGAAUUGUCGCUAUGUCGUAAACGGUUCAAAUAUGGUCAGGAAUGCAAAGCCAACGUAACAAACAGUUGCUUGUACAAUGCCCAUCUGCACUGCCUAGAAUCUGAGGUGCCCGGCCAACACGUCUGUAGAUGUGAAAAUGAAACAACUCAUUUUUGGAACUCCAAUAUAACCGCAUGUCAAUCACGCCCAGAACAUGGUGGUCCCUGUAACAAGGACUUCAUUGACAGCUGUAAGCAUAACCAGGAACUGGUGUGUCUUAUUUCGGAAACGAACGGUGACUAUUCAUGUCAAUGUGACGAUGAGGAAAAGAAAUUUUGGAAUGCCCCGACGAAACGAUGUAUAACAAGACCAUCUUUCGGCGAAAAUUGCAAGCCUAGUUUUGUCGAGAGUUGUAUGUUUCCCUCCGAGUUAAAAUGCAAGAAAGUGGCGGGAUCGGACAAUUUUACAUGUGGAUGUUCGAAUGAGAAGAAAAUGUUCUGGAAUACUUUGUUUGAAGUGUGUUCUAAGAGACCAGAGUAUGGAGAAGCCUGUGACGAGGAGUUUCCUGAAAGUUGUCUAUAUUCAUCUGAACUAACUUGUCGAUCAAGGACUGGUUUUGGUGAGAGUUACUGUCAGUGUGUUGAUGAGUAUUCAACCUUUUGGGACCCAACAGCCAGAGUUUGUACACCACGUCCAGAAUUCGGAAAUGAAUGUGAACUAGAAAACAGUUGUAAAUUCAAAUCACAGUUAAAAUGUUUACAAUCACCAAACGAAGAUGUCAAAACGUGUCAAUGUGACAACUCUGCCGAAUAUUACUGGGACUCGAAUGAUUCAGUGUGUUCUAAGCGAUCAAGUUAUGGCGGUAGCUGCCAGCCGAAUACACCAAACAGUUGUAAGAACGACAAUGAACUACUAUGCUUACCUACUGAGACCACAGGCUUCUUUUCCUGCCAGUGCCCAGAUAAUGGGACAAAAUAUUGGGAUUCCAAUGUGCUCAAGUGUAAAUCAAAAGCAACAUUUGGUGAUCACUGUGAUGAUAACUUCACUGAGAGUUGCAGCUACCAUGAACAUCUCAAAUGUUUACCGACAGUGUCUGGUAACACUACCUGUCAAUGUGGAAAUGAAACACAACUGUACUGGAAUCCUGAACUGCAACAGUGUCUCAAUAGACCUGAGUUUGGGCAGAGUUGUGAUCCAACAUUUGAAGACAGCUGCCAGUAUAACCUUUAUCUACAGUGUUCAAAGUCAAACCGAACUGGCCUGUUUGCGUGCCAGUGCUCCGAUACGGACGCAUUAUACUGGGAUCAUACAGUGCACACGUGCAAACCAAGGAAACAGUACGGCGAUACUUGUAAUCCAGAACUUCCAGACACUUGUCAAUAUGCAUCACAGCUGAAUUGUCUGCUAUCAAAGGACAAUGGUUCAUUUACAUGUCAAUGUACAGAUGAGUCAGCGUUAUACUGGGAGGUUGAUUCGGCCAAGUGUCAGGAGCGUCCCGGAUACAGUAGCUCAUGUGAUGCCAGGUAUAGUGACAGCUGUCAAUUAAAUUCAGAGCUGGAUUGUUUAUGGGAUGAUGAACGCAACGUGUCGAUAUGCCAGUGCAAGGAUGAGUCAGUGACGUUUUGGAGUCCGGAAAACUCGACAUGCUAUCAGAGGCCUGCCUAUGGAGCAAAAUGCCAAACAGAAUUCCAAGAAAGUUGUAUUUACAAUGAGCAUCUUGCAUGUAUACCCGAUGAAUCAGGACAAAACACAUGUCUUUGUAAAGAUGAAAACACCUCUUACUGGGAUACCGUUCAAUCGGAGUGUAAAACACGACCUGAAUUUGGGGGCUCCUGCGACCCAGAUUUCAUCAACAGUUGCAAAUACAAAGAUGAACUUCAAUGUUUGCCAUCCGGUUCAGCUGGUAACAAUUUCACAUGUCGAUGUUCGGAUGAAGAAAACAUGUUCUGGGAUUUCACUACAAAAACGUGUAAAACAAGACAAGAUUACGGAUCUCCUUGUCUUCAAGGAAUAUCAGGCAGCUGCCAGUUUGAAGAUCAGCUCAAGUGUCUAGAAAUCGGUAACAGUGGCAACUAUUCCUGUCGCUGUGAGCACGAAAACAAAAUAUUCUGGAACCCUUAUAUGAAGUCAUGUGAAUCAAGGCCAAAAUAUGGACAGCCUUGUCAGUCAGAAUUCCCGUCCAGUUGUCAGUUUAAUGCUGACCUUCGCUGUUUGAAGAUUGGUGGAAGAGGAAACUCAACAUGCCAGUGUGCAAACGAAGUGGAGACCUUUUGGAAACCUAAAGAGCAAAAAUGCAUAAAAAGGCCGCAAUAUGGUGCAUCCUGCAACAAGAAUGGAAGCUGUAUGUAUAAUACACAUCUGGAGUGUACACCUUCUGAUGUAUCAGGGGAACAUACAUGUCUGUGCAUGGACGAAACUAUUCUUUAUUGGGACAAGGCUGUAUCUGAAUGCAAGUCAAGGCCUGAAUACGGAAAUGAGUGUGACGCUGAGAAACCUAACAGCUGUAAGUACCAGUCUGAGCUACAGUGUAUACCGGCAAGCAACGAAACAACACAGUCAGUUUGCCAGUGUCCAGAUAAACUAACGACAUACUGGGAUUCUAUUGUCAAGAAAUGUACCAAACGUCUUACCUAUGGCGGUGAGUGUGAUCCAAAAUUCCCUGAGAGCUGUAAAUAUGGUCAGGAACUUUCAUGUCUGCGAUCGAAUUCGGGAAAUUACACGUGCCAAUGUGACCAUGAGAACAAAACAUACUGGGACCCAGAUCAAACGACAUGCAACUCGCGACCACUAUACGGAGAGCAAUGUGACUCGGGAUUGUCAGACAGCUGUAAACACAACACCCAGUUAAAAUGUCUAGUAUCCGAUAUCACCGGAAACAGUACCUGUCAAUGCGAACAUGAAAAUUCUACAUUCUGGGAUUCGAAGGAUACGGAGUGUAAAACACGGCCAGAAUAUGGUACAGAUUGUGACUCGGGAUAUCCGGACAGCUGCUUGCACAAUUCACAAUUGUCAUGCCUACCGUCAGGACAGAAUGGGUCUUACGUCUGUCAGUGUACAAACGAGGGACAACUCUAUUGGGAUACAUCCGAAUCUAUCUGUAAACAACGUCCACGUUAUGGGGAUGGAUGUGAUAUCAAGUUUAAGGACAGCUGCGAGAUAAACGGAGAGUUAGUAUGCACAGUUAACGGAAAUGUAUCUUCAUGCCAGUGCCCGAAUGAGACACAAGCUUUCUGGGACAACAAUGAAUCUAAGUGUAAAAUCAGACCAUACUACGGAGGUAAAUGUGACUCUAAAUACCCUGAUAGCUGUUCCUACAACAAACAACUGACAUGCCUUCCUUCAGAGACUACCAACACUACUGUGUGCCAGUGUAGGCAUGAAGACAUAACCUACUGGGAUGGAUCAGUAAACGAAUGUAAACAAAGGCCGCGAUACGCUGGAACAUGUGACCUCCAACUACCGGAAAGCUGUGUCCACAAAUCACAUCUGAAGUGUGUUUCACUCAAUGGCACAAACACGUCAAUGUGCCAGUGUGCUGAUGAACUGAUGUCUUACUGGGACCCGGUUGUUACUGAAUGUAGUGAAAGACCAGUGUAUGGUCAGUCCUGUCCUGGUAAAUACCCAGACAGCUGUCAGUUCAACUCCCAACAAAAAUGUUUACCAUCUGGUUCCUUUGGCAACCACACAUGUCAGUGCGAGGACGAGGUGGCAACAUAUUGGGAUCAAACCACCUCACUUUGCAGGAAGAGACCGGACUACGGGGCUGAGUGUGAUCCUAUGUUCCCCGGAAGCUGUGCACAUAACUCUGAUUUGUCUUGUGUGACGUCAGCUAAUAACAGAAAUAUAUCGAUAUGUCAGUGCUUGAAUGAGACUACAACAUACUGGGAUUCGGAACAAGCAAGCUGUAUAGAACGACCGAAGUAUGGUUCCAGGUGUUAUUCAGACUUACCGGAAAGCUGUAUGCAUAAGGCUCACCUGACAUGUGUAUCACACGGACCAGAUGGAAAUUCCACUUGUCAAUGUGAGACUGAGGAAGGCACGUACUGGGAUUUCGUCAAUCUAAAAUGCAAAACAAGACCCGGAUAUGGAAAUAAUUGUGACAAGGAGCAUCUCGACAGCUGUCAAUUCAACGAUGACUUGAAGUGUUUACCGUCGGAUCCAUCAGAGAACUAUACCUGCAGAUGUCUAGACACACAACUGAUGUACUGGGAUAAUGAGGUUCAGCAAUGCAAGACACGACCAGUGUAUGGCGGUGAAUGCGACCUGGGCUUUCCAGAAAGCUGUAGACAUGACGGCCAAUUAAAAUGCGUCUUAUUUCAAAAUCUAACAAUUUGCCGAUGCCAAGAUGAAAGGGGGACGUUUUGGAAUCCUGUCACGAAGACAUGCGACAAAAGACCAAGUUAUGGACAAAACUGUCACUCUGAUUAUCGAGAGAGUUGCCAGCCUGAAGACCAAUUAAAAUGCUUACCAUCCGGGUCCUUUGGUAACUAUAGUUGCCAAUGCGAGAGUGAAAAUGCCACCUUUUGGGAUAGUAUUCACUUUCAAUGCGAAGACAGACCGGAAUACGGUGAUAGCUGUGAUAGCAACACCCCGGAUAGUUGUAAUCACAAUUCGUAUUUAACAUGCGUGUUGUCGGUAGACACAAACACGUCAACAUGUCAGUGUACAGACGAAUCAAACUCCUUCUGGCAUAGCACUACAAAUGACUGCAGACAAAGGCCAUCGUAUGGUGGAGCUUGUGUGAUUGAUUUCCCUAACAGCUGUGCUUACAAAGACCAACUCGAAUGCAUAUUUUCGACAACGACCAAUGAAUCUGUUUGCCAGUGUGUCAAUGAAAGCCAAUUGUUCUGGAAUGAAGAAAUAUCGCAAUGUUUGAAAAGACCAGAGUAUGGAGAUUCUUGUGAUAGUUCAAACGUUGAUAGCUGUACCUACAAUGCUGAACUAGCCUGUCUCCCUGACCGUGUCACAGGAAUGCAUUCCUGUCAGUGUUUGAAUGAAAAUGCGACCUACUGGGACCCUACCAAGUCCGACUGUAAAACAAGACCAGAAUUUCAAGGCGGCUGUGAUCUUGGAUUUCCAAACAGCUGCAAACAUAAUGAUCAUCUACAGUGCUUACUCUCCGAAGUAACUGGUGCCCCAACAUGUCGUUGUCAAGACGUCGACCUUAUAUAUUGGGAUCCCGAAUUGUCCAUAUGUGAAACAAGACCAGAAUACGGUGAAAAUUGUACACCAGAACUAGUCGACAGUUGCAUGUACAACGACCAACUGAAAUGUGUGCAGAACGGAUCAUCAUUCGAUUACGUUUGUCGGUGUAGUGACGAGAUCAACCAGUUCUGGGACACUGUUGAACUCAGCUGUAAACAGCGACCAGGGAUCAACGGUGUAUGUGAUAGCAGUUUUCCAAUGAGUUGUUUACAUAAUGCUAACCUGAAAUGUCUACUCGAAGUCAACACCAAUACACAUACCUGCCGCUGUGAAAAUGAAGACGGGUUUUACUGGGAUACCAACGCAAAUAUGUGUAAACCUAGGUCAGGAUACAAUCAUGUUUGCAAUCCAAACAUGCAAAACAGUUGCAAGGGGUAUAUUGGAAUGGAGUGUCUUCCCUCAACCUCUCCUGGCAAUUUCUCCUGUAUGUGCAAGGGUGAAACUGUUAUGUUCUGGGACUCGAUUGCGUCAGAAUGUAAAACAAGGCCUGAGUUUGGAUCGGAAUGCCAGCUUGAUUUCCCCGACAGCUGUAAGAGUAAUACCCAUCUGAAGUGUCUAUUGGACAGCGUUUCUGGGAGACCUAUAUGUAGAUGUACUGACGAAGGUAGUUUAUUCUGGGAUGGAUCUGCGCAGCAGUGUAAACAAAGGCCCGAUUUCGAUGGUGCCUGUAAGUCGGAGUUGCCAGAAAGCUGUAAACACAAUGACCAUCUGAAAUGUUUAGAAAAUGGAAAUGGUAAAAGCGCCACAUGUCGGUGUCGGAACGAAAGUCUACUAUACUGGGAUUCGUCCACCUUCCAGUGUAGACCAAGAUCUGGAUACGAACAAUCAUGUAACCCGGAUCUGCCAAACAGCUGUAAAAGACAGGCUCUGCUGAAAUGUCUGCAAGUAGGAUCAUCAAACGAACACACCUGUCGAUGUGAAGAUGAAAACAUACUGUUUUGGGAUUCGUACGACACAAUAUGCAAAGAAAGACCCAAGUACGGAACCACCUGUGAUUCUGGUUUUCCUGGAAGUUGCCAGCCAAAGUCAGAACUCCUAUGUUCAUCCGGAACCAAUGCUGCUGGCUUUAGAUGUGAAUGUGCUGACGAAAGAACCACCUUUUGGGAUCCUCAAAUAUUACAAUGCAAAUCAAGGCCUGAAUACGGACAUAAAUGUGACGCUACCUUUGUGGACAGCUGUAAAUAUAACUCACAUUUAGUUUGUAUGCAGUCUGAUAAAAGCGGGGACUAUUCGUGUAUAUGUAAAGAUGAGGACAACUAUUUCUGGGACGAAGAUGAAUCGGCAUGCAAACCACGACCUUCAUAUGGAGCACAUUGUCAACCUGGAUUGUCUGACAGCUGUCUGUAUAAUGGUCAGCUUACAUGUAGCCUUACACAAUCAUCAGGCAAUCACACUUGUCAAUGUAAAGACGAGGACAUCACCUACUGGGAUGCUACAAUGCAGACAUGUAGUCCAAGACCGAAGUAUGGCGAAGUCUGCGAUUCUAACCUAAUUGACAGCUGCUUGUUUAAUUCCGAUCUCGAAUGUAUCCAGACAGGCACUGGAGAUCACGUGUGCUUGUGUUCAGAUGAAAAUGUUACGUUUUGGGAUCCGUCUACGUCGCAAUGCAAACAACGACCGCAUUAUGGAUCCGGCUGUCACCCAGAUCAUCCUGAAAGCUGCCUCUUCAAUGAUCAACUGCAAUGUGUGACAUUAGAACAUGUGAAUAAGUCCACGUGUCAAUGUGAAAACGAGACCACCUUUUACUGGGACCACACAUCAACUGAAUGCAAACCACGACUUCAAUACGGCUCUGACUGCAGUCCAGAUUUAUUGAAUAGCUGUCAGCACAGGUCGGACCUCAAAUGUGUGCUCUUAGGUAACACGAGUCGAUACACGUGCCAGUGCGCGGACGAAGAUGACACCUUUUGGGACGGUGCCACACUUUACUGUUCUCCCCGACCACACUAUGGGGAUCGAUGUAAUUCCGAUUACACUGAUAGCUGCAGGCAUAACUCAGAUUUAAGCUGUUUACCUUCUUCUAAUUCUGAAAAUUUUACAUGUCAGUGUAAAGAUGAGAAUGACACCUUCUGGAAUAAGAAGACGACAUCAUGUGUUUCAAGACCUAAGUACGGGGAUCAAUGUAAACCGGACCUACCAAACAGCUGUGUAUAUAACAAUCACCUUCAAUGUAAAACGGACGAAACAUCCGGCAACUCAACAUGUCAGUGUGUAAACGAAACGUCUACGUUCUGGGAAUCAAAUAUUUCGGAAUGUUCUGUCAGACCAGAGAACAGACAACGUUGUGACCCUCAAUUUCCGGACAGCUGUCAUUUUAAUUCGGAACUAAAGUGUUUAUAUUCGAAUGAAAGUGGGCAGCAUAUCUGUCAAUGUUUCAACGAAGUUUCAACGUACUGGAUGGACGAUAACAGCAGAUGCGAAACUAGACCUGAAUAUGGAGAAGAAUGUCUCUCUGAUUAUAACAAUAGCUGCCACCAUAAUAGUUUCCUGACGUGUGUAGUAUCUGAAACGACAGGGAAAGCAUCAUGCCAAUGUUUUAACGAAACAGCAACAUUUUGGGAAUCAGCAAAGUCCGAAUGUAAACCCAGACCGGAAUACGGAUCACCAUGUCAAGCAGAGUUCCCAGACAGCUGUAAUCCGCAGGCAGCACUGGAAUGUUCACUGUCCAAUGAGCGAGACACUCAUGUGUGCCAGUGCAAAAAUGAGAAUAUGACAUUCUGGAAAUCUUCGAAGAUGGAAUGCGAUAUUCGACCUUCGUAUGGAAACGAUUGUUUACCAGAAUAUCCAAAUAGCUGUGAACACAAAUCGGAGUUGCAGUGUCUUUAUUUAAACAGUUCUCAAACAUAUGUGUGCCAAUGUGCAGAAGAAGAAACAACGUUUUGGGAUCCAACAUCUACAAUAUGUAAAUCACGGUCACAAUACGGUGCUUCAUGUCAGUUGGACUUCCCGGAGAGCUGCCAACCCCAAUCUCAGCUGGAAUGUCUAUCGUCAGAUGGCGCAGAUAAUUCUACUUGUCAGUGUCGAAACGAAACCGCAACCUACUGGCAUCCUGCUAUUCAGCAGUGCAAACCUAGGCCUCAGUAUGGCGAUCCUUGUCUUGGUAAUCUAAUGGAAAGCUGUAUACACAAUACAGAGCUGAGCUGUCUGUACUCAGAAGACACAGCAGAAUAUGGAUGCAAAUGUCACAACGAAACAACGUCAUAUUGGAAUCCAGCGGAACAUCAAUGCAAAACAAGACCUGAAUAUGGUUCAGGUUGUAUGCCAGAAUUUCCAAGAAGUUGCAAGUUUACAGAUCAACUUGAGUGUGUUAUAUCAGAAGAAGGAAAUGCUACCUGUCAGUGUCGCAAUGAGACCAGUACAUUUUGGAAUACGGACUUGCAGAUCUGUACGCCGAGACCUUCACAUGAUGGUAACUGCGACAAAUCAUUCCCAGAGAGCUGUCAACCUGCGAGUCAGUUGCAAUGCCUGCCUGCUGAAGAGGGUAAUAACUUCAGCUGUCAAUGCAGAAACAUCUCCGCCGACUUUUGGGAAAAUGACAGUCAGACUUGUCAACCACGGCCAUCAUAUGGUGAUGAUUGCGACAGGACAUACCAAAACAGUUGCGAACACAACAAACAACUUACGUGUAGUAAAGACAUGAAAUCAGGGAAAUAUGUGUGUCAGUGCGCAAAUGAAAAUCACACGUUCUGGCACGAUUCAACUUCAACUUGCAAUACACGACCAGAAUAUGGAGACACAUGUUUACCCACGUUUCCUGGGAGCUGCAUUCACAAUGACCAAUUGUCGUGUUUACCAACACAUGACGGGAAUUACACGUGCCAGUGCACGAACGAAACAUCAACAUACUGGAGUCCAGUUGACGCCAGUUGCAAUGCGCGACCUGCAUAUGGACAGCGAUGUGAUACCAACCUGACGGAUAGCUGUUCACACAACUCUCAGUUGAUAUGUAUUGUUGGUGAUGAAGGAAUUGGCAGGUGUAACUGUCAGAACGAGACUGCUGACUUCUGGGACGACCGAACAGAAACAUGUGACCCACGAUUCGAAUACGACCAGACAUGUGAAGUUGGGGAAAUGAAUAGCUGCGUUUUUUCGUCGGAACUGCAAUGCUUGUUAUCGUCCCACGGAACUGAGUAUACUUGUCAAUGUCAAAACGAAACAUCAACAUUCUGGGAUUCAUCAAUGACGAAAUGUAGACCAAGACCUAUUUAUGGAGACAACUGUUCCGCCUCAUACCCAGAUAGCUGCUUGUCAAAUUCCCAACUUACUUGUUCACUUUCGUACGAAACUGGAACUCAUGUUUGUCAAUGUGCUGAUGAAAACACAACCUUUUGGGAACCUUCGAUAAACUCCUGUAAACAGAGGCCAAGUUAUGGUGACGUGUGCGAUGCAAAUUUCCCUGACAGUUGCUGGCAUAACAGUGAUUUAGCAUGUAUCGACACAGGAAAUACUGGGAACCCAUUAUGCCAGUGUAAAAACGAAACUUCAACCUAUUGGGAUAGCACGUUAUUACAAUGUAGAUCAAGGCCAACAUAUGGAGGUGCUUGUGACAAAGAUAUUUCCGGAAACUGUGAGCACAAUGACCAACUCCGAUGUAUUGCUGCUGGAUCUACGAUGAACUACACGUGUCAGUGUGCCGAUGAAACGAAAACUUUCUGGGAUCCCAACCUUUCAAUCUGUAAUAAUCGACCUGAAUAUGGAAAUGCAUGUCAAGAGGAACUUUCGGACAGUUGUAUGCAUGAAUCUGACCUGGUUUGCCUACCUUCGACUGAGUCUGGGGACUUUAUCUGUCAGUGUGGAAACGAAACUCUCACGUUUUGGAAUCCUGAUCAAAACGCCUGUAACAAACGCCCAGAUUAUGGUGAUUCGUGCAAAUCAGGUCUUAAGGAAAGCUGUUUACACAACUCUCAGCUGAAGUGUAUAACGCCUCCAGGAUCUUCACUUCCUAAAUGUCAAUGUGAAAAUGAGAAAGAAACUUACUGGGAUUUUCAGAGUAGUACCUGCAAAACACGACCGGUUUAUGGUGACGAAUGCGAUUCCAAACAAACGGACAGUUGUCGACACAACUCCCAGCUUAAGUGUGUCAAAUCUACAACAUCCGGGCUCUAUCUUUGUCAAUGUGCAGAUGAAACAUCAACAUUUUGGGAGAAUACGACAGACACGUGUCAAAAACGACCUGCUUAUGGGGCAUCAUGCAAUGAACUGAUACCAGAUAGUUGUGUGCAUGGGUCGGAGCUUGUGUGUGGCGUAACAAGUACUGGUGACUACAAAUGUCAAUGUAAAGACGAAACAUCAACCUUUUGGCAAACGGAUACAGUGAAAUGCACAAAACGUCCUACCUAUGGCGGUGCAUGCGAGUCCAAAUUUCCGGACAGUUGUCAGCAUAACUCGGAUCUACAAUGUUUAAAAUCACCAACAACAAAUGAUUUUACCUGUCAAUGUAAAAAUGAGACCAAUUCAUUUUGGGACCCGACCGUAUCUAAUUGUAAACCACGUCCAGAUUACGGUGAAAAGUGUCAACCUGGAUUCAAAGACAGCUGUGUGCAUAACACCAACCUUGAGUGUUCCCCUGCCACACACGGUGGAAACAGCACAUGUCAUUGUAAAAAUGAAAACAGUACUUUCUGGGACUCUGAAGCAAAGGACUGCAAAAUCAGACCAGAAUUCGGUGAAACGUGUCAAGCAGGAUUUCGAAGUAGUUGUAACCACAAUUCGGAGCUACAGUGUCUCCCAUCUAGUACCGGUGCUGGUUCCGUCUGUCGGUGUAGGGACACUGAUACACAAUUCUGGGACCACAUGCAUUCCAAGUGUAAUCUGAGACCUGCAUACGGAGCAGACUGUCAGUCCGGUUAUCCAGAUAGCUGUAUGUACACUGAUCAUUUGAAGUGUCGGGAGACAGGUGGACCUAACAAAUAUUCAUGCCUGUGCGUUGAUGAAAUUCUAUUGUUCUGGGACAACACAACAAACUCCUGUCAAAUUCGUCCUACUACCACAACGCCACCACCGAUUCCGAAAGCAUUAUUCUUCAAAGGUGACGAAGGCGUUUUGGGUGAUCGACGUGUGACAUCCAAAUGUUUUAUUGAGAAUUUCACCGACUGGGAAUCCCUCGUCAUAUCGAGAAAUAAUACCAACCUGAUAACCCUGACGUCAUUGAAUGGCAAACUACAAUCGAACUUCGACAGAUUCGUCAAGGCUAAGCCGAUGAUGAGAGGCAACAAAGCAGGGAUCUUUUUUCGGUUUGGUAAACUUGAAUGCAAAGAUGAAGGCACAUACACAUGCGCGGUGGAUGGAGAAUAUGCUCAAACAGCCAAAAUUGUGGCAAAAACACCCGCUAGAGGAGUUCCGAAACUUUCAUUAGAUGGAGAAAUAUUUGGCGAGAGACGAACAGUUUUUACUUGUUCUGGAAAUCCAGGAUAUCCAUACGGGAAACUUGGAUGGAAAGUUAAAUUCAAGGACGAAAACACUUUCAAGGAUUUCGUAUUUCACAGUAGUAGAAACGUUGUGACAGACAGGGACUGCGUUCGACAAGAAGUUGUAAAUACCACUUUUCUAUUCACGAUGAAGUGGAAUGGUGCCAAACUCCGGUGUCAGGCCAUGGGUUCGAGACAAUAUGCUGAAGUCGAUAUCUGGCUUAUAUCCGAAAAUAUUUGUGACCACGCAGAAUUGAAUACGAGAAUAAAGCAUCCGUAUACACGAAAGAAGUAUAUAUAUUGUUUAGAGGAACGUAUCAUGAGUGACAAUUGUCCUGAGGGUCUUUAUUUUGAUGAAAGCAGGAGGGAGUGUUUGCUAGAGAAUCAAUCUGCAGAUGCCGAGUUAUAUUCGUGUGCAGGCAAAGCGCCUGGUGUGGCUAUACCGGAUAAGGUGGACUGUAAAAAGUACUAUCUGUGUAGCCAUGGCGACAAACAUUUACGGGAGUGUCAACAUGGCUACUUCUCAAUGAAUGGACCACCCUAUUGUGUAAAUAGAUAUGCGGAAUCAUUUUGCGGUCAAAACAAAAACAUUUAAAGGUUUAUAUUUGUUAAGUUCAACCAUUUUAUUUCUCUUAGCACAUAUAUUGUUAAUACCGGGGUCGGAUCCCGGAGUUAUUGUUCAUAUCAAAUAUGUAUAAUUAUCAAGCUUUUCAUUGUUCACACAUUAUUUCAUACUUAUUGUUUAGUAAAUUACCUUGACAUAACAUCUCAUCCCGUUUACAUUUAAUGAUAAAUUUAAAGCAUAUUUUGAAUUUUUGCUAGGAGUUAGCCGUGACGUAUUCUUUAUAUUGUGUAUAUUGAUCAUACUUAUUUUUUACUUGAUCAUUUUCUUCACCUGUGCAAUAUUUUAUGUAUUAUAAUCAUUUGUUGUCUUCGGAUGAAUUUUUGAUACUUUUUAAUGAAAGUAUCUACGUCACUUUUGGUCCAUAUGCUUUGUUGCUAUAACAAACAUUGUAUGUCAGCUAUUCGACAUCGUUAAUAUGCAUAGCUUUGCAAAUAACUGGGGUUAAUUACAUGUUCCUACAUUCAUUUCGAGAAGUUAUUAAAAUAUAUAUAUUUAAA